Molecule: messenger RNA, 468 nt
Organism: Nicotiana tabacum (common tobacco)
Lineage: Eukaryota; Viridiplantae; Streptophyta; Magnoliopsida; Solanales; Solanaceae
Source: RefSeq, a predicted model, not a curated record
AUGUGGGAGUUCAUUAGAGACCACCCACUGCAUCCCCGUAUAGUUAGACGCCUUCAGGAUACGGGUUUCUAUAGGAUCAUAGAGAUCGACCGGUUGCAGUUCGACUGGGCGUUGAUCACGGCUAUGAUAGAGCGGUGGCGACCGGAGACACACACAUUUCAUCUAUCCAUCGGAGAGGCUACCAUCACGCUCGAGGACGUGGAGCGGCUCACUAGUUUCCAGCCAGCGGAGCCGACUGCGUUGAGUGGGGCCAAUCAAUUGCAGCUGAUGCCCGUUCGGCAGCAUCUGGUGGCGAUGGACGCGGAGAUUACAAAUGAUUUACCGCCAGAGGAUAUCGACCGGCACACGAGACUGUUGUUGUUGCUGAUGUUUGGUGGUAUAUUAUUCCUGAACACUUCGGGAAACCUAGUCAGCUUGAGAUUUCUACAUCAUCUGGAGAGGCUAGAUGAUUUAUCUGGUUACAGGUAG